Molecule: messenger RNA, 2316 nt
Organism: Microthlaspi erraticum
Lineage: Eukaryota; Viridiplantae; Streptophyta; Magnoliopsida; Brassicales; Brassicaceae
Source: the annotation of a GenBank genome assembly
AUGAAUGUCUAUCUUGUCCAAGGUCUAAAGUCAAAUUUGAUCAGUGUCAGCCAACUAUGCGAUGAAGGUUUAACAGUGUGGUUCAACAAGCUAGAAUGUAAAGCCAUUGAUGCUGACGGAAAGGCAGUUCUACGAGGAGUUCGUUCAGGCAACAACUGCUACAUGUGGGAUCAAUCUGCAAAAUGCCUAAGUGUGCGAGAUGAUGUUGAACUGUGGCAUAAGCGAUUGGGACACAUGAAUAUUCGCCAUCUUACCACUCUGGUGAAUAAGGAGAUUGUUCGUGGUGUUCCAAAACUGAAAGGAUGUGAGAAAAUCGUGUGUGGUCCAUGCAAUCAAGGGAAACAAGUGAAGGUCCAGCACAAGAAGGUGCCAGAUGUACAAUCCAAGUCAGCACUGGAUCUAGUACACAUGGAUUUUAUGGGACCAAUGCAAGUGGAGAGCAUUGCAGGCAAACGCUAUGUCUUUGUUCUAGUGGAUGAUUACUCGCGAUACACUUGGGUGCGCUUCAUUCGUGACAAAUCUGACACCAUGGCGAGUUUCAAGAUUUGGGCACUACAAGUCAUCAAUGAGAAAGGAAGCAUCAAGCGCAUACGCAGUGAUCAUGGGGGAGAAUUUCAGAAUGAGGCUAUGAAGAACUUCUGCAAUGAACAAGGCAUAGCUCAUCAGUUUUCAGCGCCUAGAACACCACAGAUGAAUGGAGUUGUUGAUCGAAAGAACAGAACACUUCAGGAAAUGGCGAGAGCAAUGAUCCAUGGAGGAAAUAUUCCAGUGAAGUUUUGGGCUGAAGCAAUCAACACCGCAUGCUACAUCAUAAACCGUGUCUACAUUCGAAAGGAUUCACUCAAAACACCUUAUGAGUUUUGGAAAGGAAAAAUACCUAAUCUAAGUUACUUUCGUGUCUUUGGAUGCAGCAACAGUUCAGCUUUCAGAGUGUUCAACCUUCGGUCCAAGAUCAUAAUGGAAUCGGUCAACGUGGUAUUUGAUGAUCGGUCAAUCGCAAUUAUGGGAGACUUACCACUGUAUUAUGAUCCAGAACCCAGGCGAGCUGAAGUACAUGAAGAGGAUCCCAAUCCAGACAAGCCUGAGGAUGAAGAGAAGGUUGAAGAACGAGCUGAAGUACAUGAAGAGGAUUCCAAUCCAGACAAGCCUGAGGAUGACGAGAAGGUUGAAGAAGUGCCUGACACGGUGGUUGCCGUAGAACACCCAGUGACUCAAGUUCAUAGAAAUCACUCAUCAAGUGAUCUGAUUGGCGACAUAAAUGAUGGACGAAAGACAAGAGGAAUAAGGCUGAAUUACAAGCAAAUGGUCAGUAUGGCAAUAAUUCAGUUUGAAUGCUUUGUGUCAACCAUAGAGCCUCGGAACCACCUUGAAGCACUUGAUGAUGCAGACUGGAUCAUCUCCAUGGAAGAUGAACUUGAGGAGUUUGUGAGAAACGAUGUCUGGGAACUGGUGCCUCUACCUGAUGGUGUGAAUGUGGUCGGCACAAAAUGGAUAUUCAAGAAUAAGACAGAUGAUGUUGGCAGUGUUGUGCGAAAUAAGUCAAGACUUGUUGCUCAGGGUUACUCACAAGUUGAAGGUGUUGACUUUGAUGAAACUUUUGCCCCUGUAGCACGAUUGGAGUCUAUCAGACUGUUCUUGGGUAUGGCCUGCAUACUGAACUUCAAAGUACAUCAGAUGGGUAAGAAGAGUGCUUUCUUGAAUAGCAUUCUACAAGAGGAAGUAUAUGUAGCUCAGCCGAAGGGAUUUGAAGAUCCUACGCAUCCUGAUUAUGUGUACAAGCUGAAGAAAGCACUUUACGGACUGAAACAGGCUCCAAGGGCUUGGUAUGAGCGAUUGACGAAGUUCCUGACUGACACAGGCUACAUCAGAGGAACAGUGGACAAGACUCUGUUCAUACUUGAGAAGGAAGAUGAUAUGAUCAUGGUGCAGAUCUAUGAGGAUGAUAUCAUCUUUGGAGGAACUUCAGAGAAGCUGGUGCAAAACUUCGUGAAGAGUAUGACAAAGGAGUUUAAGAUGAGCAUGGUGGGAGAAUUGAAGUACUUUCUUGGACUUCAAGUAAAUCAGACUGAGGAAGGUAUCUUUAUCUCUCAAAGUACUUAUGCUAAGAAUCUGCUGGUGAAGUUUGGUCUUGAAAAGUGCAAGGAGGCAAGAACACCAAUGAGCACAACCACUAAGAUUGGAAAGGAUGAACAUGGAGAAGAUGUUGAUGUGAAGCUAUACAGAGGAAUGAUUGGAAGCUUGCUUUACCUUACAGCAAGUCGGCCUGACUUAUGCUUCAGCGUCGGGAACUGUCAAUCUGGGGAUCUUCUACUCUAA